UAACAUAUUCAGGAUUCAACAUGAGGAUUAGAUGAGUUAAUAUGAGUUAGCGGACGCGCAAGCUCGGUAUGAAAAAUAAAGCGCUCAGCUAGGACGAGCGGCGGGGACGUCUGCUAGCUCAUAUUAACUCAUCGAAUCCUCAUGUUGAGUCCUGAACAUGUUAAAAUUUAACUCUCAUCUAAUUUCAGACACCACAAUAACCAAUUUUAGCUAAAAUAGUGAGCCGCCAGCAACCCAUACACAGCCGUGGAGGGAGGGAUGGAUCGGUGGAUGCAGGUGGAUGGGUGCGGUUUGACGCACCCCCUGCAUUUUUAAUCCCAUCCCUUCCCCGAGCCGCUCCACUUUUUCACCAACCUUUCCCUGCUUAGUUACUGGCCGCAUUAACGCCGUUGCUCUCCUGCCAACAUAGGCCUAUAGGCCUCGGCAACGUUCUCAGAGAGUUUCCUCCAGUCUCUAGUGCAAGUUAUCAGGUAAGUCGUGUCCUGCGGCCGUCUGAUGUGUCUGGAUUUAUGGGUCAUUGCUGCGAGUCGUGGGGAACAAAAGUGGCCAACUUUCAUGUAGCUCUGCGGCCAAGGCCGGGGGCGCCGGGGCAAGGAGUUAGCAACAUAACCUCCCAGGUUAUACAGUUAAGCGCGGAAGAUGCGGACUUCCGCGCGGCUCGGGCGGAACUUACGCACGCAUGCGGAACUUUGCGGAACUUUGCUUAUUUAGCCCAGAAACGGGUGAACACUUGUAUUUUUGGAAAGGGGGAGGAGCAAGGAGUAAUAUUCUGCAAAAAUUUGGUUAAUUCAAAGGCAAAGAACGGUGCUGGGAAACUUAUAACGACUGUUGGCCCUAUUUGCCCGGUCUAGACUACAAGCGCGCUCUAUCGACGGUGUCGAAACCUUGUAUCAAAACAAAAACAAACCACUCAUCGUUUAAUGAUUACUCUUUCUCUGAUAAAUUUUAUUGACUUUAUGAUGGAUGCGUUAUUUGAUGAGUUUUUGCACCACCUCGACCAUUUUGUUCACAUUUUAGAGGUUGAGUACGAGCUCAUAGCUGAAAUAUUGUUAGAUUUUGAUGACGAGGAGUUGGAUGAAAAUGAAGAACUUCAAGGUAACAUGGGUAAUAUGUAUGGCCAAUUAGCAGAACGUUUUGAGGCUGUGUUUGGCAACGUCUUACUUGAAGAGAUGGCGUUCACUGAAGACGAGGAAGACUUAGUCCUAGAUGUUUUUUAUGGUUGUAAUGACAGGGUAAUCGACUGGAGAGCAAGAUUACCCCAAAUGGAAUACUUAAGAACCCUGGAAGAUCCCUAUUUUUUGAAGCACUUUCGUAUGGACCGGGAAACAUUUGAGGUGCUGCUUGUCGUAAUAGGCAACCACCUGGUUGAUAAUAAUCAACUUAUUCGGCUAAGAACUGAGAUGGAUAAGUGUAUUUUGAUGGUCCUCUGGAUACUCUCAAAUAUGGACACUUUCCGUAGCACUGGUGUUACCUUUGGAGUAUCUCCCGGAACUGUGCAUUGUCACUACAUUGUGGUGAUCCAAGCCCUCAGGGAGUUAGCCACGAGGUACAUCAAAUGGCCAUCACAAGAAGAACGCCGUAGAAUGAAGGAGAUGAUGGAGCAACGGACUGGGUUUCCAGGUGUUGUGGGUUACAUUGAUGGGACUCUUAUAAGAAUUACCGCUCCAGAAAUUCUUCCUUGAGAAUGUCGAUUGAAAGAGCAUUUGGUAGACUGAAGGGGAAAUUCCGGCGCCUAAUAAAGCUGUACACUAAACGAUAUGUGUUCUGUUUGGACCAUGUCAUGGCCUGCUUCGUCCUUCACAAUUUUAUUAUUUUAAGAGGAAGAGACAUGGAUGGUAUUUGCAUUAUGCAGGCGAUUGCUCCCAAUCAUGAAGUAGACAUGGCAGUACUAGAAGAACAUGAUGAAGAUGACUCUCAAGCUCACCCACAAGGAGUACCUGCACAUGCUCAGCAUCCCCUCCUAGCACAGUCGAAGGUAGCAGGUGUCAAUAAAAGGGAAGUCAUUGCUGAUAAUCUGUUCAAUAUUUUUAACGAAUUGUAAUAAGUUAUUUUACUAUCCUUCAUUACUCUGUGAUCUCAACUAAUUUUAAAUGGAUACUGUUGACUUUUAAUUGCCUGUAACUGUUACUAUGUGUUCAUUUAAAAAAUGAAUGUAUUUACUGGGUUUGUAGCCCGCCCUUCUGCUUUGAAAAAGCUAUCUAGUUUUAAAUCAUUUUUCAAAUAACUGAAGUUGCAGGCGUUUAAUUUGUAUUAACUUUAGCUUCCACCAGACCAUAUCACUCACUCACAGGUAGCCAAAGAAUAUUUUUCUAUGUUGUGUUGUGAAAGAUACUUAUGUUCUGAUUAAUCUGCAGAAAAUUAAUUGAGCUACAUGUUUACAUCCAAUAUUAUUUACUUUCUAGUCUCUCUUUCUGUCAAAAUUAAAUUGUCACUUGUGAAUAUUGCACUUUUAAAUCAUUAUUAAUUCAGUUUUGAUGUUUGGGUGAGUUAAAAAUCAAUAAAUGCAGUAAAUUGAUUUACCUUAA
This is a messenger RNA of Frankliniella occidentalis (western flower thrips), 2525 nucleotides long. RefSeq lists its product as uncharacterized. Lineage: Eukaryota; Metazoa; Arthropoda; Insecta; Thysanoptera; Thripidae. The transcript is spliced from 5 exons. The record is from RefSeq and is a predicted model, not a curated record. The coding region runs from base 921 to 1682 and encodes 253 amino acids.